Molecule: messenger RNA, 1262 nt
Organism: Silurus meridionalis
Lineage: Eukaryota; Metazoa; Chordata; Actinopteri; Siluriformes; Siluridae
Gene: c9h1orf53
Product: chromosome 9 C1orf53 homolog
Exons: 3
Coding region: 787-1131 (114 amino acids)
Source: RefSeq, a predicted model, not a curated record
AGAAACUCUGCGAGGACUUUAGUGCUUUAGACACAUUCAGGGGAGUCGUUUUUGUGUCAAAUGUAGCUACAUUUGGGAACUGUGUAGCUACUAGUGGGGAUUGAUGACUCCACAAUCCAUUUAAGCACCGCCCACUUUCUGAGAAACUCCUGUACACCUGCUGGAGGUAUCCAGUUAUCUGAUCAGCAAAUCAAAUAUUUCUAUAUUUCAUUAGAGAAUAUGUCCAGGGAAACAGUAGAUACGAUUUCCACACUAAUGGGAAUGAGUCUUUGUAGAAAUAUUCAUGUCAAUAGCCAUUUUUUUCCAAUAGCCAAUCAGAUGUCAGCCAUCACAUCAUGUGUUAAAGUAAAGCCAGCUGUGUUUCUCUAUAAUAUUGAUGGUAUUAAAAGGUGGAUUAGGGCACGUAGGAGACCACUGAAGGACUAGGUGUGAGAGGCACGACCCACCGAUGUCCAUUUUGAGACCGUAAUAUGGUUGAGACCUAAAAAAGAAAAUCUCAAUUACUACAACAUUAGUUCCUUAUGUUUAUUCUACUAGAAAGCUAAAUAUGAGGUUGCCAUUCUGGUCAAAUAAAGACCUCGUAUUACUUUUAGGUCACGUUGGGAACGCAGUUCCGUGCAAUUUUCAACACGAUAUUUAUUAAAGCGCCAUUUUGGACCUCACCUCAAAGAGACCUUGCGGCUGUCACAAGGUGUAUUUUUUGAUCUCGUGCUCAAACUUUAUGGCAGAAAAGGAGUUACAGAAGAGCCGUUACCCCCUGUGCCAGCUUCACAAUGGAGCACCGAGAUGGCAUGUGAAAUGGUGUGUCACAGAAAUGCCUCAGGCACUCCUGGCCUUGGAACUUGUCACAGCCGAAGUUGGCGUUCUCGCUUCUAUAAACUCCUUACGAAACGAGGCUUGCGAACUUCCGAGUGCCAUUUUCACAGACGUUCGUGCGACGCUGCUUCGGUUCACGUGGCUGGGAAAACAACGUACACAGACCCGGUAUCCGGCUACAUGGUGUUCACAGAGGUUGCCCAUAAGGAAAGGGGGAGAUGCUGUGGAAGCGCAUGUAGGCAUUGUCCGUAUGGUCAGAUUAACGUGAAGGACUCUUCUAAGAAGAAAACAUUCAACUCCGCCUUUUAUGUAUAGUAAUUUUGAAAAAAACAUCUGUUGUAAAAUAAACGUGGAAGAAGCCGAGAUCAAAACAAAGGACUCGAUAUACCGAAGAAGCGUUCACAGAUCUCAUUAAUGUAAUACAGUGUAACCUUAUAGUUACUGAA